Messenger RNA from Aspergillus homomorphus CBS 101889, 2102 nucleotides. RefSeq names its product LYAR-type C2HC zinc finger protein. Gene Ontology annotation, cellular component: nucleolus. The transcript is spliced from 3 exons. Gene Ontology annotation, biological process: negative regulation of transcription by RNA polymerase II; rRNA processing. Bases 298 to 1863 code for a protein of 521 amino acids. The record is from RefSeq and is a predicted model, not a curated record. Lineage: Eukaryota; Fungi; Ascomycota; Eurotiomycetes; Eurotiales; Aspergillaceae. Gene Ontology annotation, molecular function: DNA binding.
GUUGUUGUCCCGGACAACAGUCAGUCAGUCAAUCAAUCAGUCAGUCAACCCGCGGUUCAUCGCGCGCCGCCUCUGUUAGUCUACCGGCCUUAGUCUUCCCUUCUUCAAGUCUUCAAAUCAGAUCCAGUCCCCGUCAGGUCCAGUGCGGGUCCUCCGAAAGUCUAGCUUAAUUGUGCUGGACCCAUCCAACGGAUUUUUGAUUUUCCUCUUCUUUUUUUCCUUCUCUACCGUCGCAUUCUCAACUCGCGCAACGGCUUUCCGAUCAGAUCGCAGUUCAAUCCAGUAACACUCGAGAAAAUGGUUUCCUUCUCCUGCGAGGCGUGUGGUGAUAUUCUCACCAAGAAGAAGCUCGACCCUCAUCGCAACCAAUGUCGCGGCGCUUCCUAUACUUGUAUCGACUGCAUGGUCCACUUCCAGGGCACUAGCUACAGAUCGCACACGUCCUGCAUGUCCGAGGCGCAGAAAUAUCAAGGUGCCCUGUACAGAGAGAAGCCGGCCAAGAACAACCAACGGAAAGGGCAGAACAACGGAAGACAGAACCAGAACCAAAACCAACACCAGAACAAGAACGCGAACCAGACCCCUCAAGGCCAUCGUGCGCCCUACGUGGAGGAUGGGACCGACACUGAUAACCUCCCGCCACCGGCUCCCAGCCCUCCGCCAGCCGGUGUGGAGAAGACUCCGCGCGCUGAAGGGAAGACCGACAAGCCGGUCAACGUCUUCGACUAUCUUGUCCCGGAAGGCACUCCUAAUGCCUCCAAGGUCUCUCUGAACGAGAACAAAGAGCAGAUGAAGAUGGUCGCCAACGCGCCUUCGGUCUUCGAGGCGACUAAGUCGCUGGCUCGCGUCGACACAGAUGGAGAUGACGACAACAAGGCAUACGACGUCGCGUACGAGGAGAACGGCUUCUCGUACGGCUCUGGUCCUAUCAACCAGUCGCCUUACGACAACAAGGCUCCCAAUCUCUCAAUGGAGUUCAUGACCCCUGCACCCAAGAAGAAGAAGGAUCGCUCUUCCAAGGCUGAGGGUGCUACGAGCGAGAAGAAGCGCAAGCGCCGCACCGAAGAUCACGACCCUGAGGCGGACACCCCGAUGUUGGAUGCCCCGUCGAGCGUUGUCAACCACCCAGGCACCCCGAUGCUGAACCACUCCGGACUGACCGGAGGCUUGAACCGGAUGCUCCGAUCCCCGUCGCUGGACGAUGAGGAGGGGCGUGACUCUCGCCGGCGUUACCAAGAAACCUCGUCCCCCAUCAAGCGUUCUCGACGUGACGCGAAGGAGAACAAUGCCGACGCCGGCUUGGGAAUUUCGAUGAAGAAUCGUGCUGAACGGUUCGUCUCCUCAAUGCUUGGGGGUUCCUCCGUUUCUGGGAGCAGUGCCAAUGGCCAGCUGGAGACCCGCCGCUCGAAGAAGACCCACAAGAUCCGCGAAAACGGCGAUAUCAAGACCGCUGCGCCGUCCGACGCCCAGAAGUCCAAGCGCAAGAGCAGCGCUCAGACCGAGGGAGACCGGCCCUCGCGACGCCAGAAGCAGAUUGAAAACCCCGAUUCCCACCACGACGAGGACGGCCGCCAGGUGGCGAUUUACCCCAAGAGUUCGGUGCCGGAUGGCUUGCAACGGCAGAUGGCGACCCACUUCUUGUCUUUGGUGACCAAGGGCCCCGAGAGCCAGCGCGGGUUCUCGGUGAACAAGGUCCUGAAACGAUUCCACAAGGACUUCACCGAUGAGUUCGAUGGCGAUCGGGGACGCGACCAGGGUCGCAGUCGCGCGGAUCGCGAGCGGAGAAUCGAUGACGAAAAGGAACUGUGGCGGACCUUGCGUCUCAAGAUGAAUGAGCGGGGAGAGAUUGUGGUGUUUCUCUGAGCGGUCCGCGGUCUCUCCGUUCUUCGUGACCCAAUUUCAUAUACCUAUGAUUUCCAUUUUCCUAGUGCAUGGCGAUUCAUGGCAUGGAGGUUUACUGAGUUAUUGAUAUCUCGUUGCAUACAUUGGCUAAUUUCAUACAUGCUUGGCAUUGUCUAUCUGUUUCUUGGGCCUUGUAGCUUCCCUAGUCCUGUGCGUACGUCGGUGUCAUUGUGUUGGCUUCGAUGCGCUUUGAUACACCG